UUACGAUAGUGAGGAUACAUAGAGUGCAGAACCCAAUGCUGUGGGCCUACUUUGUGCUGUAAGGUUUUUUUUUAUGUAUCUACAACAGGUCUGCACAACAUACGGCCCGCGGGCCACAUGCGGCCCGCAAACAUCGACUUUGCGGCCCGCGAAGUAACGAAAUAUUCUUUAUUCGUAUUAUUUUCUUUAUAGCUUUCCCCCCGUCCUAUUUUCUUUUGGCCCGCACGUGUUUUUCAUAAAGCAUGACGGCCCGCCUUGCAUUUUGAGUUGUGCAGGCCUGAUCUACAAGCAAUGUACAUAGGUAUAAUGUCAAGGUCGGAGACCUUUCUGAGACUUACUGACUAGUCAAAUUCAAAGCGAGGCUUGAAAAAUGUUUGUAGAUAUCACACCACGUGACCAGCGUCACGGGUUGGGGGUGGUUGUCAGCCAAUGCCACCCAGCUAGUGGCGGUAUUUCAAAGUCUCCCAUACUGCGCGAUUAUGGCUAAAGAAUCUCUUCUACCCGACAAUGUAUCCAGAGAUGAACUGAUACCCGCACCCUUCCCUUACCAUUACACUACGGGGCCGACGGUCUUAGUGCUUACAUAGUUUAUGAACAACGAUUCAAAUGAACCAUUCUAAACGUUUGAAAUAGGAACGUUAAAAAAAGUAUACUUUUUUUUUUUAAAUUCCCCUCCCCUCCCCCCCCCCCCCCCCCCCUUUUUUUUUUUUUUUUUUUUUUUUUUUUUUUUUUUUUNAAAGACGUCGGCAUUUAAAAUUAUAAAAUUAGAAGCACAAAACUUUGAUUCGUUUAAUGUGAAUUCCUCAUUUUUAAAGGAUCGGAUACAUGAAUUUCAAGAGCAAUAGAAAUUGUAAAUAUUGGUGGGUGGUGGGGGGGGGGGGAAAGGUUGGUUGGUGGGGGAAUGUAGAUCAUUGCUUACAAGAGUUGCGGUAAAAUUUUCUAAGAGUCAUUAACACCUAUUUGUUAAGAGAGGAAAAUCGUAUUGCUUUAGUCACAGGAGUGGGAAGAAUGGGCGUGGAGGGGACAGUCGGCCGAGGCGAAACUUAUUUUUUUUUAACGACAGUGUUCUCGGUCCACUGCACACAUACGAUGUCGCUAGUUGUCUGCUUCGCGGAGGAUGUGUUAUGUGGUUCUUGUGAUUUAGCCGUGCCAAAGUGGAAUGAUCGCCCCCAACGUCACAAAUUCAAUAUUUAUUAGACCCCUAGUCUAGAGUCACCAUUUGUGGUACAUACUUAAAAGGAAAAUUCGUUGAUUCUAUUUCAUGAUUCUAAAAUGUGGUGUCAUUAAAAGUGAGCUGCGUUGUGGUAUAAAAGAGAAAAUACUCUAUUGUACUAUAACUAUUUUGUAUGUAAAUUAUAGUAUUAUGUUAUAAAUAUAUUUUUUUAAAAUAUUUAUUUAUUUUUGGUUUAUUUGUUUGUGUGUUACACGAGGAAGGUUUUUAAUUACAGGAAACGCAGGCAAAUGGCGCAAGAUCUGAAAGGCCUUGACCCCGAUGAGAAACGCUUGUUCCACGGGACAUAUCGAGACAACCUCGAGGCUAUCGUCAGGAGAGGCUUUGACGUGCGAAUAGGACAAAAGCACGGGAAAAUGUACGGAGAAGGUGAGCCACUCAUUUUUUUAAGAACAAAUCCUAUAUCUUAACUUCCCUUUUGUUCGUGUUCCUUUGUGGCAAAAGGCAACAUCUUCAGUAAGCUAAUUGACCCACUUCCCGCCAUCCUAUCAAGCUGAAACUCGGCAUCUAGACUAGUUGCUGAUGACAAAACAUUCUUUAACAUUUCAGCCCCCCUCCCCCACCCGCAAACCCCCCAAAAAUCAUGUUUCCGAUUUUUCAAAAUACUUGUUGAUGCCGAAGAUUCUUCUUCUUCUUCUAUAUCUUAAGGGCCCACGAUCAAUUUAUUGAUUAUUUUGGCUCCUAUGCAUGUAGAUGGGAUUUGCAAUGAUUCAAGAAAGGUCAUACAGUUUCACCCCUAAUAAAAAGUUUUUACGGCUUAACUCCCUUAACAAAGACCUUUGUUAUUAAAAAAUAAGAUGAUUGUUGAAGGGGAAAAUGAAUGAAAUAUAGAACGUGUUUUCAAAGAAGUUUCCCCAUUAACAUAAGCGCUUCUUAAUAAAUGAUAAAUCACGGUAUAAAUCACAAACAAACAUUCAUAUAAAGGAUUUAUACGAAGAUCUUACGUUUUAAAUCUACGUUACAUGGUUAAUUGAUAUGGUGAAGACUUAGUUGGACAUGAUACAAUGGCAAGCGUUUGGGCAUUUUUUUUAUUUGCAUUUCUAAAAAUCCUUUGAGAAAAGAUAUACAAAUAGAGAUAUGAUAUAAAUUACAGUCCGACGCUUCCCCGGGAUGGGUGGGGGAAGAUAUUAGGACUUAAAUUUACCAUCCUGACUUCCCGGGAGAGUCGGCUGCGAACGCUUUUAACGCGGCGUUUUCGGUCGACCGGAAGUCACCGGGCGGGGAAAGCUUCCAUCCGCAAAUCCGAUCGAGCGGCUGCGGGUAGGGGCGGUCCAGGUCCGGGGAAGUCCCUGGCGUGCCGCCGCACGGUCCGGCGUCAGGGAGACCCGGCGUCUGGGCUGUGCGGAGGUGCAUCGGGGAGGGCAUUAAGAGCUCACGCUCGAUGGCCCACCGACGCCAUUUCCCAAUGAACAUAUUUAGUACAUUGGCAAGUAGCUUCAUCUGCUGAGCUGAGCCAUGUAACAUUCUUCUCACGUAGGGCUCUCCCGCCGCCCUGGCCUCCCCCGAAACCUCUAGUGAAGGGCACUCUGUCAACAGAUGUGCUAGUGUUUCUGGGACGAAGCCAAUAUUUAGUGCACAUGGCUAGAACGACAAAACAUACUCUUAUACUAAAUUAAUCAAAAUAAGUGUUUUACUUAGUGCCCUGCGAAUGGUGGCUGCAUGGGGCAGCCGCCUCGGAUGCCUUCAUCAGGGAGCUAGAAAAUCGUCAAUUAUCAAUGUGUAUAUUUUAUAUGCCUAUUUAUUUCAUUAGCUAUUUAUGAAAGACAAAUGAUGGGCCCCAGUUUCAGGCUUCGCCCCAUCUGCAUGUGUUCCUUCUCACGGCUCGGUGCGUUAUUUCAAUAUAUAAGUAACAUUGACGUCUGCUGACAUUUUUCUCAGGUACGUACUUUACCAGAGAAGCGAGAUAUGCUCACUCAUUCACAGACUGCGGUGGCGACAGAAUCAGCUCCCGCUGGAAAAAUGGCCCCCCUGCCUGGACGCCCCUGUUUAUACCGUACCCCUCCCCGGAGGUUCUCUUAAUGCAGCAGCCGCCAGCAGACCCGGAUCCACCCUUGAGCGGUCCAGCGUCCCCAUCGGCCAACAGCGAGUGCCAGAUGCCCUGCGUUUUCCCGCCUUUAUUCCAGAUAGGCACGUCAGACGUCGGCCACGUAUUCAACCGUCUGGCUCACCCGCGGAGCCACUUCGUGAUCUCCUCCCGCGUGCUGGUGGGGCGCUACACGCAAGGGCACCCGGAUCUGAGGCGGCCGCCCCCC
Messenger RNA from Lymnaea stagnalis (great pond snail), 3483 nucleotides. NCBI's taxonomy places the organism in Eukaryota, Metazoa, Mollusca, Gastropoda, Lymnaeidae. The record is from the annotation of a GenBank genome assembly.